UUUUGAUGUAGUAACCAAUUCCAAUGUCUACCCAACCAAUAUCGAAACGAGCUUGAAGUCUGAAGAACUAGUUAUCGUUAAACCGUAAAUUGAUGUAUACUAGAACUGAAAUGCAACAUCAAACGGUUGAAACUACGGAGCCACUGAACGUAGCGAAGCCGAGUAUAUGAGGAAGUCUUGGAAGUAUGAAUCCCAUGUCGUCGACUUUACUGAUUUUUCUCAUCACAAUCCUGUUAGCUUCAGUGAAAGCAGAUUCAGAAGUUACAGAGUCUUCCGACAUAAAACAAUCAUCUGCUCAAGCGGUUGCUCCAACACAAUUCCAAAUCGCAACAUCCCCACAUCCAUUCUCUCGUCAAAUUGCUGCUCCAUCGAGAAUCCAUCGUAGAUCAAUCACACCAGUACCAAUUCGUGCUCAUCGUGUCUACCACCAUUGAUCCAGAUCUUUUCUUUGUUAUUUUGUUUUAAUGUAAAAUGUUCUCUACAAUUCCAGCAGGCUUUUCUCUCUUUCCCACUUUAUGCAUUCCUCGGGUUAUUCUACUUCACUGUCUCGAAUAGUCAAUUUUAAAUAAAACGAUUUU
Messenger RNA from Caenorhabditis elegans, 578 nucleotides. RefSeq lists its product as uncharacterized. The transcript has 3 exons. The coding region runs from base 186 to 434 and encodes 82 amino acids. The record is from RefSeq and is marked reviewed. Lineage: Eukaryota; Metazoa; Nematoda; Chromadorea; Rhabditida; Rhabditidae.